Messenger RNA from Wallemia ichthyophaga EXF-994, 441 nucleotides. RefSeq lists its product as uncharacterized. The record is from RefSeq and is a predicted model, not a curated record. The transcript has 4 exons. Lineage: Eukaryota; Fungi; Basidiomycota; Wallemiomycetes; Wallemiales; Wallemiaceae. Gene Ontology annotation, molecular function: phosphatidylglycerophosphatase activity. The coding region runs from base 1 to 441 and encodes 146 amino acids.
AUGAGCGUGAAGGACAUCCGCUCGAUCGACUUCAGUGCACUGAAACGUAAAGGUAUCACUGGCAUCGUAAUUGACAGGGACAACUGCUUGACGCUUCCGAGGCAGGAUUACGUCGUUUCUGAGCUGCAAAAUAGCUGGAUUGAGUGCAAGGAAGCCUUUGGGAGUGAUGGCUGCGUCAUUUUGUCUAACUCAGCCGGCACAGGCAAAGAUCCCGGACUUAUUCAGGCAAAGGUUUUGUCGCGGAAUACAGGAGUCCAUGUCGUCGAGCACAAUCAUCCUAAGCCAUCUUCAAAGCUCAGAGCCCCGUUGGAGAAUAAGUUUGGUGAUUUGAAGAAUGUUGCAUUUGUAGGAGAUAGAUUACUCACUGACGUAUGUGGGGUGCAGAUAGCAGAGGAGAGGCAUUUGGUCGAUGGCUUGAACAUUGGCUGGCAAAACGCGUAA